Molecule: messenger RNA, 696 nt
Organism: Ochotona curzoniae (black-lipped pika)
Lineage: Eukaryota; Metazoa; Chordata; Mammalia; Lagomorpha; Ochotonidae
Product: selection and upkeep of intraepithelial T-cells protein 8-like
Exons: 2
Coding region: 1-696 (231 amino acids)
Biological process (GO): regulation of cytokine production; T cell receptor signaling pathway
Cellular component (GO): external side of plasma membrane
Molecular function (GO): signaling receptor binding
Source: RefSeq, a predicted model, not a curated record
AUGCUGUUCGCUUUGACAUAUCUUGAUCUUCUGUCUUCUUCCACAGAGAAGCUGACGGUGACCAUGCCCGCGCAACAUGUGGUGGCAAUAGCAGGAGGACAGGCUGAACUCACCUGUCAGCUGUCCCCACCACGCAGUGCAGAGCUCAUGGAGAUACACUGGAUCAGGGGUGAUCAUUCCAAACCUGUGUACCUCUACAGAGGUGGCCGAGAAGAAAACGGAGAAGCUGACCCGGAAUAUGUGGGCCGUGUAGAGUUUGUGAAAGAGACCAUUGGAGAGGGCCAGGUGACCCUCAGAAUUAAUAAUAUCAGCAUCUCUGAUGAGGGAUCAUAUCAAUGUUCAUUUGAAGAUAAUGGCUUCAGUGACAUGGCCAGCCUGAACCUUAGUGUAGCAGCAAUUGGCUUGGACACACAGAUCCGUGUUCAGGCUGCUAACAAUAAACGACUCUUGCUUGAGUGUGAAUCUGAGGGGUGGUACCCACAGCCCAAAAUGGAGUGGAGAGACAGCAGGGGAGAGGAAGUGCCACAUUCUUCAAUAUCAUACUCACAGGAUGGAGCCAAACUAUUUCACAUGAAGAUGACUCUUCUUCUCCAGAACAAAUCACGGAACAGUAUAACCUGCUGUAUUUACAACUCAUUAACGGCACAUGAGAAAAAAAUUAACAUCAUCCUAGCAAGUGAGUGCUUUGUCGUCUGA